AUGAAUGAUUUUGUCAAGGUCCAUAAAUCAUGGAGAAAAGUGACAACAGUGAAGAGAAAAUUAGAAAUUGAAUCGGAAUUAGAAAGGGAAGUUCGAAGAGUUGCGGGUUUGGAACUCUUGAAGGUUGGAUUAGGUUUGGAACUCUUGAAGGUUGGAUUAGGUUUGGAACUCUUGAAGGUUGGAUUAGGUUUGGAACUCUUGAAGGUUGGAUUAGGUUUGGAACUCUUGAAGGUUGGAUUAGGUUUGGAACUCUUGGAGGUUGGGUUAGGUUUGGAACUCUUGAAGGUUAGGUUAGGUUUGGAACUCUUGGAGGUUGGGUUAAGUUUGGAACUCUUGGAGGUUGGAUUAGGUUUGGAACUCUUGAAGGUUGGGUUAGGUUUGGAACAUCAGGUUAGAUCAUAA
Messenger RNA from Megachile rotundata (alfalfa leafcutting bee), 402 nucleotides. RefSeq lists its product as uncharacterized. The record is from RefSeq and is a predicted model, not a curated record. Lineage: Eukaryota; Metazoa; Arthropoda; Insecta; Hymenoptera; Megachilidae.